Messenger RNA from Elephantulus edwardii (Cape elephant shrew), 732 nucleotides. RefSeq names its product transcription factor A, mitochondrial (gene TFAM). The transcript has 7 exons. Lineage: Eukaryota; Metazoa; Chordata; Mammalia; Macroscelidea; Macroscelididae. Bases 1 to 732 code for a protein of 243 amino acids. The record is from RefSeq and is a predicted model, not a curated record. Gene Ontology annotation, molecular function: transcription cis-regulatory region binding.
AUGGCACUUCUCCGGGGCGUGUGGGGCGCGCUCAGUGCCCUGGGCAAGAGCGGAGCGGAGCUGCGCGCCCGCUACGGAAAUCUACUGCGCUUUCCGCUCAGUUUUUUGUACAUACCGAGAUGGUUUUCAUCCACCAUAGGGACCUACCCAAAGAAGCCUCUGAGUUCUUUUUUGCGAUUUUCUACAGAACAGCUCCCCAUAUUUAAAGCUCAGAACCCAGAUGCGAAGAAUUCAGAACUAGUUAAAAAAAUUGCCCAGUUAUGGAGGGAACUUCCAGACUCAAAAAAAAAAAUAUAUGAAGAUGCUUACAGGGCAGACUGGCAGGCAUACAAAGAAGAGAUAAACAGAAUUCAAGAACAGCUAACUCCAAGUCAAAUCAUGUCUAUAGAAAAAGAACUCACGCAAAAACGUUUAAAAAGAAAAGCAUUAAUAAAAAAGAGAGAAUUAACAAUGCUUGGCAAACCGAAAAGACCUCGCUCAGCUUAUAACAUUUUUAUAUCUGAAUGUUUCCAGGAAGCUAAGGAUUCUUCAUCACAGGCAAAGCUGAAGACUGUGAAUGAAAGCUGGAAAAACCUGACUAGCUCUCAAAAACAAGUCUAUAUUCAGCUUGCUAAAGAUGAUAAAAUUCGCUAUGAUAAUGAAAUGAAAUUGUGGGAAGCACAGAUGAUUGAAGUCGGAAGACAUGAUCUUAUACGUCGCAAAAUGAUGCCACAAACGAAAAAUGAGAAUUGA